GCUAUAUGUCUUUUUUGUGAUUGGACGGGACCAACGCUGGCCGGAUCGGGAAAAAGCGGCCCAAAUGUAAACAAUGUUUGCGCCGCUCCCGCGGUCCGGAUCCAGUCUGGUUUGGUUCGGCGCCGGGAUCCGCUUCCGCGUUUUGGCGACGUCCUCGCCCCUCACUAAGAUGGCUGUGUCUCGCGGAGCCUCGUGCUGGUUCGCUCGAUUUCUCGCUUGCGCUCUACUUGUGCGUUAGAAUCCCCCUCUUUUUUCACCCUUAUUUUUUAAAAAAAAAUCAAAUACACUUAAACGCGCCGCAAAAUUCACUCGCACCACCACCAGUUUAGCCGUCUCCGUAUUUUUCGCGUGUUCUCCUUCGUCCAAACUUUCCCCCCUGUCCUUGUUUUUUCUCUUUUUUUUUCUUUCCUCAAGUUGAAACGGAGUCGCGGUGGAUUUACCGGAUACCGGUCCGGACGGAGAGCAAAACCCGGGGAGGGGUGGGGGGAUGAACCGGGACGACGGGUACGUCGCGUUAAAUGCGGUUGUGUUCAAUGACUAUUCGGGGUUUAAUCGCGAGUGAGUCGCCUUGCUGAGAGAAAAGGGGCGCUGUAGAAAGAGUGGGGAGGCGCGAGAGGGGGGAUAUCAUGGCCGCUCAGGUCGCCAGCGUCGCCUCUCUCAACGCGAGCCCGCCGUCCGAACUCAAAAAACCGGAUCGGGACUCGCAGGAGGAGUCGGCGCCGGGGGAGAAGCAGCAACAGCAUGAGAACAAGGAAGCGGGGCCUGACGGUGGAUCUCCCGGCCGAAAGGAACUGCAGGACGGCGGCGACGCUGCUGGGGGAGGAGGGGAUCCUGACAUGAAGAACGGCAACGGGAAUUUGCCCAGGGUAAAUAAUAAUAGCGGUAAUCAGAACGAUUCCGGCGGGCCCGAAGGGAAUAACCAUCCCGGCGUGGGACACCACCACUCGGGCCCCUUCCCACCACCUCCUUACGGCUUCAACCAGCACUACAGCCGGGCCCCUUUUCAUCAACAUGGCGGACAACAAAGCCCUGGCAUGGCAGCAGCGUCGGGGCCGGGCAUGAUGGACCCUUACCCCGCCAAUUCCCACGAACAUGGCUACCCCAACCACUAUAACAACUACAGCCAGUUCCCGAGCAGGACUUCCUAUCAGGGUCAGGGCUACGGGGCCAUGAGUUCCCCGCGGAACAGCCAGCCCCCGGCGGCUGGGGGGCAGCCAGGCAAGCAGCAGCAGCCAGCGGCGGCGGCGGCAGGAGGAGGAAUGGCCGCCGCCGCCUCCUAUAACAACCAGAGGUAUAAUAUGGGAAGCCAGCAACCCACGUCGACGCCGACUUUAAACCAGCUGCUCACGUCCCCCAGCUUGGCCAGGAGCUACCCCAACUACCCGCAGGGAGACUACAACAACCAGGAAGGGGGCACCAAGUCGUCGUCGUCGGCGGCGGCGGACAUGGUGAGUGGCUACAGCGGGGUCCAUCCGGGUUGGCAACAACGGGCCCACCACCCGCCUCCCAUGAGCCCGGGGAACACCGCACAAGCCCCCAGUCGGAACCAGCCUGCAAGCCCAAUGGAUCAGGUGGGGAAGAUGCGUGGCCAACCAUAUGGAGGACCCAAUCCUUAUUCCCAACAACAACAACAGCAGCAGCAGCAGCAGCAGCAAGGGCCUCCCACAGGACCCGGACCCCAGCAAGCCAGCUCCUAUCCAGGGCAGGGCUACGGACCUCCGGGCCCCCAAAGAUAUCCGAUGGGGAUGCAGGGUCGAACACCAGGCACCAUGGGCACCAUGCAGUACGCGCAACAGAUGUCCGCGUAUGGACAACAGGGGCCAGGAGGCUACGGGCAGCAAGGCCAAGGCUACUAUGGUCAACACGGCGGCCCUCCUCACCCAUCCCAACAACAGACACCUUACCCCGGCCAACAGCAGGGGAGCUCCGGAGCGCCCUUCCCCCAGCAGGGGCACCCUUCGCAGCCGCCCGGCCAACACGGGCAACCCGGGCCCCCUUACUCCCAAUCCCAAGGUCCCCACGGCCCUUCCGCCGGACAGGCGCCCUAUGUAUCCCCCCAGCAACAGUCGAGCCAACAGCAGCAGCAAGGUCCUGGUCCUCAGAACCCGCAAGGCUCCCAAGGGCAGCCUGGCUACCCUCAGGCCUCUGCGCCAGGUCAGCCUACACAGCAGCAAACACCCCCGCAGCAGCAACAAGGGGCACCACCGCCACCACCAACACAGCAACAGCCACAGCAGCAACCAGGAAGUCAACCGCCUCAAUCCCAACAACCUCCGAGUCAUGGCCAGCAGAGUCAGGCGUCGCCAUAUUCGCAGACACCCCCGCUGCCGCAGCAACAACCACUACAGCAGCAGCAGUCGCCAUAUCAGAGGUUCCCGCCCCCUCCCCAGGAACUCUCCCAAGAUUCAUUUAGCUCCCAGUCCAGUGCGCCUCCUUCCAACCAGCCCAUGCCUUCCAACAAGAGCAGUCAAGAAGACAGCAUGCAGGGUCGGCCGUCCAGUUUGCCGGAUCUAUCAGGCUCCAUCGAUGACCUUCCCACAGGCACGGAGGGCGCCCUGAGCCCGGGCGUCAGCACCUCGGGGGUGUCCAGCAGCCAGGGGGAGCAGAGCAACCCCGCCCAGUCGCCUUUCUCGCCGCACACGUCACCCCACCUACCGGGCAUCCGCGGGCCCUCGCCGUCACCCGUGGGCUCACCCGCCAGCGUCACGCCCUCUCGCACGGGCCCGCUGUCCCCCGCCGCUGUGCCAGGUAAUCAGAUGCCUCCCCGGCCGCCCAGCGUCCAGUCCGACAGCAUCAUGCACUCUUCCAUGAACCAGUCGGCCAUGGGCCAAGAUAGGGUGUACAUGCGUAACCCACAGAUGCCUCCCUACGGGUCCCCGGGACAACCUGGCUCUGCCUUAUCUCCACGCCAGUCCUCUGGAGGGCAGAUGCAUAGCGGAAUGGGACCCUAUCCCCAGAACAACUCCAUGGGAAAUUACGGCCCUCAGGGGGGUCAGUACGGCCCUCAAGGUUAUCCCAGGCCACCCGGCUACUCAGGGAUGCCCAAUGCCAACUACCCUAGCGGCCCCGGCAUGGGCGGUUCCAUGAAUCCCAUGCCCGGCCAGGGCAGCGGGGCACCCUACGGAAACAUGCCCCCCGGCGGCAGAGUAGUCCCGGGCCAGAUGGGCGCCAGGCCCUACGGUCCCGGGAUGGCCUCCAAUAUGGGCAACAUGCCUCCUCAGGUGGUCUCCGGAAUGUGCCCGCCUCCGGGAAUGAACAGGAAAGACGGCGGGCCUUCCAUGCAUCACGGACCCGCCAACUCCAUACACAACAGGCCACCCGGCUACCCCAUGUCGCAAGGCAUGAUGGGUUCGGCUUCUCCGUACGGCCCGGCCAUGAACAGCAUGCACAGUAUGAUGAACCAGGGAGGUCCCGGUCCGUAUCCCAUGGGGGCAAACAUGGGCAACAACACCCCCGGAAUGGCUCCUAGUUCAGAGUUCGGCAUGGACAAAAUCAACCAGGCCCAGAAGAUGAACAACAAAGUGGAUGGGACUCCGAAGCCUGAAUCCAAAAAGAAGUCGAGUUCUUCUACCAUCACCAACGAGAAGAUCACUCGCCUGUACGAACUCGGCCCAGAGCCCGAGAGGAAGUUGUGGGUGGACCGCUACCUGGCUUUCACCGAGGAGAAAGCCAUGGGCAUGAAUAACCUCCCCGCCGUGGGACGCAAGCCUCUGGACCUGUUCAGACUCUACGUGUCCGUCAAGGAGAUCGGAGGCCUGACGCAGGUCAACAAGAACAAGAAAUGGCGAGAGCUCGCCACCAACCUUAACGUGGGCACGUCGAGCAGCGCGGCCAGUUCCCUCAAGAAGCAGUACAUCCAGUGUUUGUACGCCUUCGAGUGCAAGAUUGAGCGCGGCGAGGAGCCGCCCCCAGAUUUCUUCAAUACGGACACCAAAAAGAGCCAACCGAAGAUCCAGCCACCCAGUCCCGCUGGUUCUGGAUCGCUCCAGGGCCCCCAGACUCCUCAGUCCACCAGUAGUUCCAUGGCGGAGGGGGGAGAGUUGAAGCCUCCCACCCCGGCCUCCACCCCUCACACCCAAAUGCCUCCGAUGCCCGGUGCCAGGAGUAGCGUCAACCUGCAGGACCCCUUUGCCGAUUCCAGCGACCCGGCAUUUUCCAGAAGGAACGCCAUGACCCCCAACUCUCAGAACUACCAACCCGGAAUGGGCGGCCCCGAGAUGAUGGGUCGGAUGGGUCCCUACGAGUCCAACAAGGACCCUUUUGGUGGCAUGAGGAAAGCUGGAGAACAGUUCAUGCCACCCGGUCCGAAUAGCGGGAUGGGAGAGCAGUACAACAGAGGCCCACCAGGACCCAUGGGAAAUCUGCCAAUGGGGCAGAGGCAACAAUAUCCUUAUGGCUAUGACCGCAGGCAAGAGUCAAGCAUGGGUCCCGACGGCAGCAUGGGACCCGGAGCGGCUCAGCCCAACCUGAUGCCUUCCGGAGCCGACGCGGGGAUGUACUCGCCCAGCCGACCGCCGCCUCAGCAACGACAUGACUCCUAUGCCAAUCAGUAUUCUGGCCAAGGAGCGCCCCCUGGCGGUCCGUAUCCAAACCAGCAACCAGGAAUGUAUCCACAGCAACAACCGAACUACAAGCGUCCCGUGGACGGUGGCUACGGCCCCCCCGCCAAGCGCCACGAGGGGGAAAUGUACAACGUCCCUUACAGCGGUCAGCAGCCCCCGGGACCUCAAUCUUCCGGGCCUCAAGGCCAGCAGGACAUGUAUAAUCAAUACAACGCCUACCCCGGAGGGGAGCGGAGGCCCCCGGGUCCGCAGAACCAGUUCCCCUUUCCCUUCGGCCGGGACCGCGGACCGUCGUCCGGCGGGCCCAAUUCCCAGUCGCCGAUGCCCCCGCAGAUGAUGGCGAGCCCCAUGCCCUCGGGUCCCGACGGCCCCCAAGGCCCCAUUUGGCAAGGCCGCAACGAAAUGGGCUACCCCAACUAUCACAACCGCCAGGGGCCCCCCGUGCCCGGCCAGGCCCCCGUCUAUCACGGCAUGAACCGGUCAGAGGAGAUGAUGCCGUCGGAUCAGCGCAUGAACCACGACGGCGGCCCCUGGCCCGGCCACGUCAACCAGAGGCAACCUCCCUUCGGCCCCGGCGGUUCCGGCCCCCCCAUGACGAGACCCCUGCCGUCGACUUAUCAGGCGUCGCAGAACCACAUUGCUCAGGUGUCCAGUCCGGCGCCCGUGCCCCGGCCCAUGGAGAGCAGGACGUCGCCCAGCAAGUCCCCCUACAUGCACCCGGGCAUCAAGGUGCAGAAAGCCGGACCGCCGGUGCCCGCCUCCCACAUUGGGCAGUCCCCCGUGCAGCAGCCAAUGAUGCGGCGGGACGCGGGCUUUCCCCCCGGUUCCGUGGAAUGCUCACAACCGCACCUCAAGCCACGGAGACGGCUAACCAUGAAGGACAUCGGCACACCUGAAGCGUGGCGUGUGAUGAUGUCACUGAAGUCAGGGUUGUUAGCGGAGAGCACCUGGGCCUUGGACACCAUCAACAUCCUACUCUAUGACGACAACAGCAUCACCACUUUCAACUUGUGCCAGCUGCCUGGAUUCCUGGAACUGGUGGUGGAGUACUUCAGGCGGUGCCUGAUCGAGAUCUUCGGCAUCCUGAAGGAGUACGAAGUGGGCGAUCCCGGCCAGCGCACCCUCCUCGACCCCGACGCCGCCGAGGACUCGGACGACGACGUGCCGAUGCCCGAGGGGGAGCUCGUCGGCACGGACGAAGAGGACGACGACGAGGACGAGGAGGCGGCCGACGCCGGGGUGCGGGUGAAGGAGGAGGAAGAGGAGGAGAGGUCCCAAAAAGACGGGGGCGAGGAAAAGCCAAGGGUCAAGGAACCUGCUACCUCAGGGUCUUCCCAGGACCCCGUUGCGGAGAAGCCCAAGCAGGCGAGCAAGUUUGACAAACUCCCCAUCAAGGUGGUACGCAAGAAGAACCCCUUCCAGGGCAGCCACGCGUCCAAACUGGGCCAGCGGCAGAGCUUCGACAGCGGCCUGGUCCACUGGAGCGUGGGCGGCGGCGAUAUCACCGAGCACAUCCAGACCCACUUCGAGAGCCGCGUCAGCCGCCUCAAGACCCGCAAGCGCCCGCCCAAGGAGACCAGAGCGGGGCCCGACGUCCCGCGCUCGGCGGUCCCGCAGCUCCCGACGGCGGCGGGCGCCCCGGUGACCGCCACCAUCGACGACGUCCUGUCGGCGCGGCCGGGCUCCGUCACGGAGGAGGCGGUGCGGGGCGGCGCCGAGGAGCAAAAGGAGAACGGCAAGUACCUGUUCAGCAUCAACCCCGAGCUGCAGAGCCGGCGCAACGUGAAGAUUCUGGAGGACGAGCCGCACAGCAAGGACGAGACGCCGCUCAGCACGCUGGCCGACUGGCAGGACUCGCUGGCGCGGCGCUGCGUCUGCGUGUCCAACAUCGUGCGCAGCCUCUCCUUCGUGCCGGGCAACGACCAGGAGAUGUCCAAGCACCCGGGCCUGCUUCUGCUCCUGGGCCGCCUGGUCCUGCUGCACCACCGGCACCCCGAGCGCAAGCAGGCGCCCGUCACCUACGAGAAGGAGGACGAGGAGGACGAGGGCGUGAGCUGCGAGCGCGACGAGUGGUGGUGGGACUGCCUGGAGGUUCUGCGGGAGAACUGCCUGGUGACUUUGGCCAACAUCUCGGGCCAGCUGGACCUGUCCGUGUACUCUGAGAGCAUUUGCCUGCCGCUUCUGGACGGGCUGCUCCACUGGGCCGUGUGUCCCUCGGCCGAGGCCCUGGACCCCUUCCCCACGCUGGGCCCGCACGGCUCUCUGUCGCCGCAGAGACUGGUCCUGGAGACCCUGAGCAAGCUGAGCAUCCAGGACAACAACGUGGACCUGAUCCUGGCCACGCCGCCCUUCAGCCGGCUGGAGAAGCUGUAUGGCGCCCUGGUGCGGCUGGUGGGCGAGCGCAAGGCGGCCGUGUGCCGCGAGAUGGCCGUGGUGCUGCUGGCCAACCUGGCGCACGGCGACGGCCUGGCGGCGCGCGCCAUCGCCGUGCAGAAGGGCAGCGUGGGCAACCUGCUGGGCUUCCUGGAGGACAGCCUGGCCGCCACGCAGUACCAGCAGAGCCAGAGCACGCUGCUCCAGAUGCAGGCGCACUUCGAGCCCACCAGCGUGGACAUGAUGCGCAGGGCGGCGCGGGCCCUCCACGCCCUGGCCCGGCUGGAGGAGAACCACUCGGAGUUCACGCUGUACGAGUCGCGGCUGCUGGACGUGUCCGUGUCGCCGCUCAUGAACUCCAGCGUGUCGCAGGUCAUCUGCGACGUACUCUUCCUCGUGGGCCAGUCGUGACAGCCGUGGGGGCCCUCCUUCCGUUCCCCCGGCGCCCUGACUUUUUUUGUGAGCGAAACUUUUUGACUGUCCUACGAUUUUAUUUUCUUUCUUUUUUUUUUUUUUUUUUUUUUUUUUUUUUUUUUUAAUUUAUGCAAAAUCACCUCGGAUUCCACUGUCUUUCUCCCUCUACUGCGAAAAGGAAGGAAUACCAUGAAGUAGAAAGAUAACCGCGGGAGAAGAAUGGAUGGGGAAGCCCCCCCCCCCCCCCGCCCCCACACCCACCCCUCCUCGCUUAGCCCUGAAACGACUUGUUUUUUUUUUUUAAUGAAAAUACAAAAAUAUCCCUAAAAAAAAAAAAUAAUAACUGUAACCAAAGUUGCUGUCUCGUUUACAGUCAGUUUUGGGGAAGCUUGCUUUCUCCCCCCGAGAACUCGGGAUUGCUGUAAUGCCCCCCCCCCCCCCACACCUACAAAUACAAACACACCACAUCCGGGGGGGCGGACACGUGUGCUCUCCUGUGCAGUAGAUUGUAGGAUUUUAUUUUAUUUUUUUUUCUCCCCCCCCCCCCCCUGUACUGUACACCUUCAAAAAAAAAAAAAAAGUGUCGACAUACUGUAAUAAUACUGUUUCACACUGAGAUACGCCGGCUUGGCAGCAAACUGUAGUUUUUGUCGAAAGCGACGGCCUCCCCGACCCCCCCCCCCCCCCGCCCCCGCCCCUCAAAAGUACGGUGAACCUACAACACCCCGACCUCUUCUUCUUCUUCUUCUCUUUUGUCCCUCGAUUGUAUGCCGUUCUUCUCGGACCGCUCCUCGACGCUCGAUCCAAGCAGACCCGCCCGGCUGCGCUGUGUAUAUAAACCAUGUUGUACAUGAAUUACACCCCCCCCCCCCGCCCCCAAAAAUCCCCUACACCCCCCACCCCUCACCCCCUUCCUUAUCUCUCUUGUGCGCGCUCUCUCUCUUUUCGUUCCCAAUUCUGUCGCUUCACCGUUUUUAAAAAUUACCACUUAAGACACACAAGACACACGAGGCUGUCUGGUGCGGCUGUAGAGAAUAUUGAAAAAAAAUAUUAAAAAAACGAGAAAAAAAAGUCUUGAGUAACAGCUAGACCUUGAUGAAGAAAGUUUUUAUUUUUUUUUUUUCCAGUGAUGCGGAUUCUGCAUAUUUGUAUUUCAGAUGUAGCUAAAAACUUGAUGUAAAGUUCCUCCCUCUAUGCCCCCAUUUUUUUUCUCCCCCCCCACCCCACCCCGAAGACCCACCUCCCCUUUUUUUGGCUCAAUGAAUAUCAUUUAUUCAGUAUCAAAUCUUUAUACUAUAUGUUCCACGUGUUAAGAAUAAAUGUACAUUAAAUCUUGCUAAGAGCUUUGCUGUGGAUUUAUUCAGUACCUGUAUUGAAAGUAGUAUUUUAUAUUCCUCAAAUAAAAGUAUGUUAAUUUAUGUUAAUGAAACUGCUUUUCUUUUGAAAAUGACGACCCUAAGUGACUAAUCUUUGAAAUGAUGUGCAUAUUUAUACGACAGUGAACCUGUUUUUUGUGAUCAAUAGUCCAGACAAACUUGUAAUAGAUGGGAUUCAAUGUACGUUGAAAUGCCAUAGAUAUGCUAGUCAUGGUUAGCAUAGAUACUUUUAAACUACAGACGUAGUGGUACACGCCUGCGUUUAGCGCGGGAUCGAUUCCCGCUCAGUGAUGGUGUCUAUCUGCCCUGCGACUGACUGGCGACCAGUUCAGGGUGUAGUCUGCCUGUCAGGCUCCAGCUUUCCCGCAACCCUUGUGAGGAUAAGCGGCUUGGAUCAUAACAUGACUUUUAAACUGUUACAUUUACCCAUGGGGUAGAAACAAGUCCAGAUUGUCUCCUUUGUAAAACUUUAAUUUGCUCAAACAUUAACAGAAAAAAUUACAUCUUUCCCCAUUCUGUAAAUUUAAUGAAAUUUCAUAAUUCCCCCCCACCCUCAUAUUGU
Messenger RNA from Syngnathoides biaculeatus (alligator pipefish), 9287 nucleotides. It is a transcript of the gene arid1ab, whose product is annotated as AT-rich interactive domain 1Ab. Gene Ontology annotation, molecular function: nucleosome binding; DNA binding. Gene Ontology annotation, cellular component: SWI/SNF complex; nucleoplasm; nBAF complex. Gene Ontology annotation, biological process: regulation of transcription by RNA polymerase II; chromatin remodeling; positive regulation of DNA-templated transcription. The transcript has 20 exons. The record is from RefSeq and is a predicted model, not a curated record. The coding region runs from base 627 to 7346 and encodes 2239 amino acids. Lineage: Eukaryota; Metazoa; Chordata; Actinopteri; Syngnathiformes; Syngnathidae.